CGAAGUCUGAGGAUGUUCUGGAGAAGGACUCAGCAGGUCCGAAGCCUCCAGUCUCAGCUGUACCUGAUAAAGAAGCCGUGGCACGUGAAACAUUCCUGCCACCUUCUGCUACAGAUCUGAGGUAUGAGGUCAUUUUACUGUGUUCCUGUUUAAAGCUGAUUUAUUGCUUUGUGUCUCUUCUCCUGUAAUUUCAUCACUGUAACUGCACUGUUUGUGUCUUUUUAUCACGGUAACAUCAACACUGACAAAUGUGAAGUCAAGGACGCUGGUGUCCAGACAGAGGUUUCGUGCCCUCCCAACUCGCUGCUGUUUUUCUGCACAAAAAAGGUGACCUUCGAUGAUGAGCCGCUCUGUCCUGAAGUCCCUGAGAGAGAUGAGCCAGUUUCCAGGCCGUCUACCCCAGCAGGUCAUGGUGGGAGCCAGGGGGCUACGUUGGACACAGAGUAUGGAUACCGCUCAACGUCUCUGACCUCCUGCACAAACAUCCUCUCCCAAUGAGAGCUGGACUGCCUCAGAUUGCCUAACCUGAAGCAUACAUGCUACAUGGGCCCUGCUCUGCAAACUGUCCUCACACUGAGAGUCUUUACUGAGGAGCUCUGCAGCCAGCUGCAGCUGUGGAGGUUUCACCCAGAGUGCCUGCACAUCAGUCAGUUUGUGGACAUCAAAUUGAGCCGCUUCAACAACGACAGCUGGCACAAAAGCUCUGUCCUGACUGCCUUUAGAGACACGGUUGCUGCGUCUCAUCCAGAGUUUGAUGAUGAUGAUCAGAAAGACGCCCACGAGUUCCUCGUCUGUGCUCUGGACGUGCUCCAGUGUGAGUUCUCUAAGCUGCAGGCUGAAGCAGCUGCCUUGGACAAACCUUCCAUCUGUCCAGUUAGAGCUCACAUUGGCUUCACGAUUUUGAGCAAAGAGCUGCAAAAAAUGUGGUGUGCAGUUCUUUGGGCGGGAGGACUAACUCCACCUCUCCUUGGACCUGGUACAUCGAGGCUCAGUGAGCCAGUGCCUGGACUCAUACCUGAAAGGUGGCCUGUUGGACUAUGAGUGCCAGUGCGGAGCCAAGAAGAUGAAAGAGGAGCUGUCUUUCUUGAACCUGCCCAAUGUGCUGAUCCUCCAGCUGAAGCGAUUUACAUUCACUCCAUCCUUCACAGUGGAGAAGAAGAACAGUGCCAUCGUUCUGACGCAGCAGCUGGUGAUCAGCAAGGACUCAACCUUUAGUGAAGAGGAAACCGCUCGCUAUUCGUUGGUCAGCCUGAUCAGCCAUUUGGGCUCCUCAGCUUACAGCGCACCAAAAAAGGCUGCAGAGUCUGGACUCAGGGUCGAGUUUCAUCCUGCAAAACAAAAAUGAAGUUCUACAGAAGUCUAAUGAUAAAUUUCACUUCAAGGGAUCUUGGAUUAAAAGAAUGAAACUCAGUAGAUAAUGGCAACAUAGUUACACCAGUUUCCAAAAAUGACAAGUCCUAUCAGAUAUUUAGAUAUUUAUCUAGUGUAGUGUCAAAAGUCUAUUUGACACGAACAGCAACUGUGCCAUGUGUUCGUUUCCAACGCCACCAGGAUCAGGACCUUCGAUGACAAAUCAGGUAAUCUGAAGGAAAAAAAUGAGUCUUAUCCCUGACGAGCAAGUGGCAGUCGCCCCAUCAACAUGCAUUCCAUUGACAAUUUUAGCUGUCUGUUUUCAUUGCAUAGUGUUAGUGUUAGUAUAUUGGAAAUUAAAGAGCAUUCUAGUUAAUGGAGUUUAUCCAUUUAGAAAGUGUGGGGAAUCAGAAAAAAAAAAACUGGCUUCCAGUCAGCAAGAGGUGGAAGGACAAACUGGAGAAACUUGUUGGCUCAGAUGACAGUAAAAUAUCCAGAAUCAGAAGCAUUAUUUAUGUGAAUGAUGCAGAAUUCAGAAUAGCGAAGGGAAGUGAUGGCACUGAAGUCUUCUUGGGGCUGAGAGAGGACGGCACAGAAGUUGCCAUCAAGAGAAUGUCUAAAAGCAACUAUGAAGUGCUGAAGAACGAAGAAGGAAUCCUACGACUCCCUGAACUCGAUCAUCCUUAUAUCGUACGAUAUGUUGAUUUUCAGGAGGACGAGAACUUUGAAUAUCUUUGUCUGCAACUUUGUGAAUACACAUUGGAAGAAUAUAUCAGGAACAAUGACCAUGACCCAAUGAUGUUAAAGAAACUUAUCAAACAAAUUCUUGAAAGUCUAAAGGUGCUUCACUGUGGAAAUCCUAAAAUUCUUCACCGAGAUCUCAAACCCCAGAACGUUUUGAUUGAUGUUACUGGGAGGGCAAGAUUAGCUGAUUCUGGCAUAAGCAGACGCUUACUCAAAGGCCAAACAACUUUACGUACACGCAGUGCAGGAACCAGAUGCUGGAUGGCCCAAGAGACUUUAGCAGAAGAAGCAGAAGAAUCUGUGAUAUCAUACAAGUCAAGCACUGACAUCCAGGUGGCAGGCAUGCUGAUUUAUUAUAUCCUGUCUGGAGGCCACCAUCCAUUUGGUGACAUAUCCUUUAAAUGUGAGUCCAACAUUUAUGAUGGGAAGUACAGUUUGGAUCAUGUUCAAGAUGUGGUGGCAAAGGAUCUGAUCGAGUGGAUGAUCAACAAAGAGCCAAAGGACAGACCCAAAGUAGAAGAAUGCUUAAACCAUCCCUUCUUCUGGACGUCUGAAAAGUAAGGAAGUCAUGCUGAUCGAUGACUGAUAAAUAAUUUUUCCUGAUUACUGGAACAAGUUGGUAAUUUUUGCUGCUCCAGCCAGCCAGAGAAUCCCCCGCCGCCCCGCCCUCUCCUCCCUGUGCCGCAAGCAGCAGGCGCACCUCGCAAACGGAGGGCGCCCUUACUCCCAGCAAAUGGGCGAUAGA
This is a messenger RNA of Oreochromis niloticus (Nile tilapia), 2839 nucleotides long. RefSeq names its product serine/threonine-protein kinase/endoribonuclease IRE1. Gene Ontology annotation, cellular component: IRE1-TRAF2-ASK1 complex. The record is from RefSeq and is a predicted model, not a curated record. Lineage: Eukaryota; Metazoa; Chordata; Actinopteri; Cichliformes; Cichlidae. Gene Ontology annotation, molecular function: ATP binding; RNA endonuclease activity; protein serine/threonine kinase activity. Gene Ontology annotation, biological process: protein phosphorylation; IRE1-mediated unfolded protein response; intrinsic apoptotic signaling pathway in response to endoplasmic reticulum stress. Bases 1726 to 2655 code for a protein of 309 amino acids. The transcript is spliced from 14 exons.